UCUGUCAUAAUCUUUUAGGUUUCUUUGCUGCAACUUGAUCGCCCCUCAGAGGUAAGUUUUCUAGGGUUUUUAGAGAGAGCGGAGAGAAAUCAUCCAGCAACAAUGGCAGCCGCAACUGAAUCAGUUCAAUGUUUCGGGCGUAAGAAAACAGCAGUGGCUGUUACUCACUGCAAGAAAGGAAGAGGUUUAAUCAAGAUCAAUGGAGCUCCAAUCGAACUUGUUGAACCAGAAAUCCUUCGUUACAAGGCUUUUGAACCAGUCCUUCUUCUUGGUCGACAGAAGUUUGCUGGUGUUGAUAUGAGGAUUAGGGUUCGUGGUGGUGGUCACACUUCACAGAUCUAUGCUAUUCGUCAAUCCAUUGCUAAAGCUCUAGUCGCAUACUACCAGAAAUACGUUGAUGAACAACAAAAGAAAGAGAUCAAAGAUAUUCUUGUUAGGUACGAUCGUACUCUUCUAGUUGCUGAUCCUAGACGAUGUGAACCUAAGAAGUUUGGAGGUCGUGGUGCCCGUGCUCGUUUCCAGAAGUCUUACCGUUAAGGUUUUCAUUUCUCCUUUUUUGUUCUUCUCUGCCAUGUGUUUGUUUCCUUGGUACUAAAGAAAUUAGACAUCCUUUUGAGAGAGAUUUGCAGAGAUUUUUAAUUAUAGUUUGUUCGGAUAAUAAUGGUUUAUGUUUUAAUUUUGAUUGCGAUUUUCAAUCGCUAUUUCUACUGCUACUACUUGUUUCUUGGAUAUUGAUAAUGUGACUAGGGUUUUAAAUUUAAUAGAUGUUGUUUAGUUUAA
Messenger RNA from Papaver somniferum (opium poppy), 780 nucleotides. Its product is annotated as 40S ribosomal protein S16. The record is from RefSeq and is a predicted model, not a curated record. The transcript has a single exon. The coding region runs from base 103 to 537 and encodes 144 amino acids. NCBI's taxonomy places the organism in Eukaryota, Viridiplantae, Streptophyta, Magnoliopsida, Ranunculales, Papaveraceae. Gene Ontology annotation, biological process: translation; maturation of SSU-rRNA from tricistronic rRNA transcript (SSU-rRNA, 5.8S rRNA, LSU-rRNA). Gene Ontology annotation, molecular function: structural constituent of ribosome; RNA binding. Gene Ontology annotation, cellular component: cytosolic small ribosomal subunit; ribosome.